Molecule: messenger RNA, 1208 nt
Organism: Diuraphis noxia (Russian wheat aphid)
Lineage: Eukaryota; Metazoa; Arthropoda; Insecta; Hemiptera; Aphididae
Cellular component (GO): extracellular region
Molecular function (GO): chitin binding
Source: RefSeq, a predicted model, not a curated record
GGGCUCACAUGAACGCAGUCGUGUCUAGACGUUUUUCGUGUACGCACCGAGAACAUAAAUAUUAAAUAGUAUAAUAAUAUUACAUAGUCGAAUGCCGUAUACUUCUGGMUAUAUAUUAUUAUCAUAUCGUAAUAAAUAAUAAAAAUAUUUUUGAACACUGUGUGGAAAUAAAAUGUCUUUCAAAACGACAGUCGCCGUUUUAGCGGUAGUCGUGAUGUGCAGCAACGCUGUCAAUGGAGUUCUGAAACAGAGACAAGCGUACUCCGGCUAUUCCAACGGAUACACUCAGAACCACAAAGACGAGAGUCACCAAGAUCUGAGCAAAGUUCCGGGCACACCGGGAGUAGACUAUCCAAUUUACCACGCUGUGCCGGAGACGAGUUUCAAUUGCAAAAACGUACCAUAUGCACCGGGCAUGUACGCCAACGUGGAGACCGGAUGUCAGGCUUACCAUAUCUGUCAUGACGGUCGCGAAGGUCAUCAGGGAGCAUCUUUCUUGUGCUCCAAUGGCACUCUGUUCAAUCAAAAGGAAUUUACAUGCGAUUGGUGGUACAACGUGGACUGUAGCAAGGCGACAUAUUAUUACGAACUUAAUACAGAUAUAACAAAAAAUCCAUUUGCUCCAAAACCAAAAGCCCCCGAGGAACCUUACAAGCAACCAUACGACAAUUAUUACCAGAGCCCAAAGUAUUAUCUGUAAAUGCAUUUGUUAUAUAUACAUAUAUAUUUUUUUUAAUGUAAAUAAUGUGUAAAUUGUUUAUACAUACUUAUAAAUUUUACAAUAAUAAAAAAUACAUUAAUUCUAAUUAUAUUGAUAUACGAGCAACUAGUGUUAUGGUUCCCAUCAUCAUAAGUCAAUGGUAUUAAAAAUUACUAAACAUUUUACACUUAAAUUAUUUUUAUUGUACCAUACUUAUAUAUUAUAUUUUUAAAUUAUAAUAUUAAAUUCAGUAGCACAAAUAGUGCAACAUCAGUUACCUUAUUCAAAAACAAUGUAGCAAUGUAGUUAACCUAAACAUAUUGACCAUAUUAUUAUUCUAUUUUAAUAUUGAUACUAAUGGUACCUAUGAUUUAAUUAUUAAUUAUUAUCAAUAUUAAAUUUAAAAUGAUAUAAACACAUCAAUACAUCAUUAUUUUCCUGCGUUUUUAUGUUAGAUGAAUAACUUUAAUUCACUUUUGUGUAUAUUAAGCCAUUAGAUGCAUACUUG